AGAGCGCUCGGGGAUGGGUGGAAAGGAGGAGGAAGAGGAUGGGCACGGUGUCGCCGUCCAGAAACCGCUAGACUGGACACUUAACGCUUUUCCCCGCUGCGCCCGCAGUUUGUGCCUCGCCUCAACACCCAGCCCGGACGUGCAGCGCCCCACUCAGCACCCUGGAGUUGGCUCCUCGCCGGCGUCUCGGGGCGCGGCGCAGCGGCCCACCCCUCCAGCCCUGACCCGCCCCGUCCCGGCGCCCACCCCGCCCCGUACUCUGGAAGGCUGGGCGGCGGCUCUAUCCAGUCCCGGAGCCGGGAAUCGGGGGCCGCGGGGAGCUGACAUGGACCCAAAUCCUCGGGCAGCCCUGGAGCGCCAGCAGCUCCGCCUUCGGGAGCGUCAGAAAUUCUUUGAGGACAUUUUGCAGCCAGAGACAGAGUUUGUCUUCCCGCUCUCCCAUCUGCAUCUUGAGUCACAGAGACCCCCCAUAGGUAGUAUCUCAUCCAUGGAAGUGAACGUGGACACACUGGAGCAAGUGGAAUUUAUUGACCUUGGGGAUCAGGAUGGAGCAGACGUGUUCUUGCCUUGCGAAGAUCCUCCGCCAACCCCCCAGACGUCUGGAGUGGAUGACCAUCCAGAGGAGCUGGGCUUGCCACUGCCCACGCCAGACAGGACUGCAUCCCGCACCUCCUCCUCAUCUUCUGACCCCUCCACCAACCCACACAGUCCAAAUCCCAGCGACGGCGGAGCAGACACGCCCCUGGCACAGUCUGAUGAGGAGGGGGAUGGGGCUGACGGAGAGGCAGAGCCGGGAGCCUGUAGCUAGCAGUGGGCCCCUACCCACAGACUGACUGAGCUGUCUGUUCCCCACGUGAGACCGUAGGCCCAACCAGACCUUUCGGAGAAGAGCAGACUCCUCGCAGUAGGCGCCAGAGGCAGGACAGAAAUGGUUGGAUGGUGUACUUCUCUGGGAAUUAACCCCCUUCUGCUUAACUGCUAACCUUUCCUUGCUGCCACACUCCUACCAGUUUUUGGCUUACUUCCAAGGUAGGGCGUACAAGUGAGGAGAUGGAAGAUGAGGCAGGACAAGAUGCCACUGCUUUUCUUAGUGCUCCUCCCUCCCCCAGACCAUCCUGCAGCCUUCUGAUAGAGUCUCCUAAACCAGUGUCUGUGAGUGGAUGUGAACUCCUUAGCACUCCCAGUGCGAUGGUGCUCCAGCCAUCUUGCUUCCUUGCAUCCUUUUUUUUGGAAAAGGACGUGGUAGAAAUAAUAAAUAAUAAUAUACCAAC
This is a messenger RNA of Manis pentadactyla (Chinese pangolin), 1271 nucleotides long. RefSeq names its product dysbindin domain containing 2 (gene DBNDD2). The coding region runs from base 14 to 808 and encodes 264 amino acids. Lineage: Eukaryota; Metazoa; Chordata; Mammalia; Pholidota; Manidae. The transcript is spliced from 4 exons. Gene Ontology annotation, cellular component: cytoplasm. Gene Ontology annotation, biological process: negative regulation of protein kinase activity. The record is from RefSeq and is a predicted model, not a curated record.